Rotaria sordida is the source of this 402-nucleotide messenger RNA. NCBI's taxonomy places the organism in Eukaryota, Metazoa, Rotifera, Eurotatoria, Philodinida, Philodinidae. The record is from the annotation of a GenBank genome assembly.
AUGGUACAUCGUAUCCAUGGUAAUCGUAAAAUAGCUUCUUGUCUUCAACAAGUACCAUUAGCACCGGCUAAAUAUGUCUUUUCGUAUGAUCAAAGAGAAGAACAACGUUUAUUUUUCGAACAAUUUCUUGCAUCUGAUGUUGAUCAACGACCUUAUUCUAUAGUAGAUUUGUAUCAAGUAGCCAUUAUUGCUGUUCUACCCAAUGAUUGUUCGAUUAUAUUACGAUACCUGAUCGAAACAUUAUUUAUAAUUCAUGGUGAAACAAAAUUGAAUAUGAUUUGUCCUAUUGGUAGUGAUCCUCAACAACGUUAUGGUUAUCCAUAUAGUCUUGUUUGGCGUAAGAAUUUAAAUCGUCCAUACAUGAUACCAGGAACAGCAACUCAAACCGACAACAAUAUAUAA